This is a messenger RNA of Dermatophagoides pteronyssinus (European house dust mite), 655 nucleotides long. RefSeq lists its product as uncharacterized. Lineage: Eukaryota; Metazoa; Arthropoda; Arachnida; Sarcoptiformes; Pyroglyphidae. The record is from RefSeq and is a predicted model, not a curated record.
AUGGUCGAAUACAAUUAUUUUAAAUAUAAAUUAUCCAGAUUUCAAGAAACACAUAUUAAAAAUUUAAAACAUACAGAAUAUAUUAAUGAAAUUUCCGAUAAUAAUAUUGAUGAUUGGAUUCAUAAUACAUGCAUAUUAAUAUUAUGUAUUCAACAGAUUAUUUGUAUAUUAUGUUUUCAUUUAGCAUUCGCUAUUUCUAAUCAACAUUAUCAUCGUCCAAGUAAAUCAUUUCUUAGCUUAUUGAUUCGAUGGCGCUUAUCAUCAUCAUCAUUUAAGUGUUUGCGAUAUCGAUUAAAAUCAUCAUAUUAUAUACAGGCAUUUCAUACGGAUAAUCGUUAUGGUUUUACAUAUGGAAAAUUAGAACUAAUUUCAAUGAUGGAAUUUGUCAAGUACAUGUUACUUUAUUCACAAUUACUUAUGUUUGUUUGCCAGAAUUUCCUUAGGAUUCAAUGGAAAUGAAAUGAACGAAAUUUUUCUGUUCAUCUAAUGUCAUAAGGUUCAACUAACUAACAUUCUUAUACAACUAAAUUAGUACAAUCAUCUAUUCAACGGAAAACAACCUUAUAAUGUCGAAAAAAUAGAAAACUUACUCAUGGAAUUUUAAAACACACUAAAUAAUUUCAAACACUUAUGCACACAUAUUUAUAAACCUCUU